AUGACCUUAACUGAGAUUCUUUCUCCUCACAUGAGAGACAUUGUGGCCGCAGUUUUGCCAACAGUCUCAUCAAAUCUAAGCGACAGAUCUUCUGAUAAGAUAGACCUUGCCACAGCUGAGAACUGGUUAAUUAGGCCUGAGCUUCAACGUCUCUGCACGGAAGCUAUUCAGAACCACCUGACUGCAGACCAUUUGUCUUAUUCCAAAGGCUUUGGUGGCGACGCACUGCUGCUUGCAUCAGCAGCUGACUUCUUCAACACUUACUUCAAGCCGCUCAACCCUGUCCUCUCAGAGCACAUAGUAGCUACGCCUGGCGCCACCUUGUGUCUUGACUCACUUUUAUUCAGCAUUUGUGAUGAAGGGGAUAUUGUGUUGGUACCCGCACCGUAUUGGAACGGUUUUGAUUUCCAUUUCAGACUCCGGGCCAAAAUAACGAUAGUGCCAGUCAUAACAAAGUACGAGAUACCUACCGAUGGGUGUAACUACGAAAUACUUCAAGGCUCUUUAGCUUCUUCCUUGAAUGAAGCAUAUGAAAGUGUCUCAGACAAAAGCCGUGUGCGAGCUCUUAUCGUGACCAAUCCACAUAAUCCAUUUGCCCAGUGCUACCAUGAAACAGAUCUCAGGGAAGCAAUUGUCUUUUGUCAAACACAUGGGUUACACUACAUCUCUGACGAACUAUACGCCAUGAGUGACCUGCAACGAAAACAUGGGUAUGACGGUAAUCGCGGAGUGCCUUUCACCUCGGCGCUUAGGUUGACUCAUGAGAGCCCUGAGUUAGCUCAAAAGCUUACGACCUUGUCUCCAAGUAAGAUUCAUAUCAUCUGGAGCUUGAGCAAGGACUUUGGUUCAAGUGGCUUGCGUCUGGGAUUCCUCAUAAGCCAAAAUCCCAGCUGUAAAGCCUUACUAGCUUCAGUCUACCUACUGUCAACUAUUCAUACGUCCUGUCUAUCCUCCAUCGCAGCAACCUAUCUUCUCAAAUCAAAAGAGCUACCAAUUCUCAUAGAGAAAGCAGCAACACGUCUUGAAGAAGCUCAUAAAACUGCUAUUACACGGUUCCGUAAAUGGGGGUCUCCAUUUAUAUAUCCGCAUGCUGGUCCCUAUGUAACUGUGAAGUUGUUAAAGCAGGCCAGCAAUCUCGAAGAGGAAGAUGAGGGACUUGAAAAGCUGAAACAAGCUGGGAUCGUGGUGUCAAGACUUCGUGGCUUUGCGGGCUGGAAGGAAGUUUCUGAGAAUCUAAACCACUUCGGCUGGGUUAGAAUGACGGUCGCAGUUCCAAUGGAGAGACUGCUUGAUGCUUUGGAUAGGAUCGCGGAUGCUUUGAAGUACGAGGAGAAAGAAGACAGGAUAUAA
This is a messenger RNA of Fusarium proliferatum ET1, 1350 nucleotides long. RefSeq lists its product as uncharacterized. The coding region runs from base 1 to 1350 and encodes 449 amino acids. Lineage: Eukaryota; Fungi; Ascomycota; Sordariomycetes; Hypocreales; Nectriaceae. The transcript has 4 exons. Gene Ontology annotation, biological process: amino acid metabolic process; biosynthetic process. The record is from RefSeq and is a predicted model, not a curated record. Gene Ontology annotation, molecular function: pyridoxal phosphate binding; transaminase activity.